This is a messenger RNA of Camarhynchus parvulus, 1466 nucleotides long. It is a transcript of the gene SFRP4, whose product is annotated as secreted frizzled related protein 4. The transcript is spliced from 5 exons. The coding region runs from base 28 to 1158 and encodes 376 amino acids. Gene Ontology annotation, molecular function: Wnt-protein binding. Gene Ontology annotation, cellular component: cytoplasm. The record is from RefSeq and is a predicted model, not a curated record. Lineage: Eukaryota; Metazoa; Chordata; Aves; Passeriformes; Thraupidae. Gene Ontology annotation, biological process: non-canonical Wnt signaling pathway; canonical Wnt signaling pathway.
ACAAGGAGGAGAAGGAGGAGGAAGAGGAUGCUGCGUGCCUUGGUGGCGGUGUCCCUGUGGCUGCGGGUGAGCCCGCGGGCGCAGGGCGCGCCGUGCGAGGCGGUACGCAUCCCCAUGUGCCGCUCCAUGCCCUGGAAUAUCACUCGCAUGCCCAACCACCUCCACCACAGCACCCAGGAAAACGCCGUCCUGGCUAUCGAACAGUACGAGGAGCUGGUGGCCACCGGCUGCAGCCCGGUCCUGUCCUUCUUCCUCUGCGCCAUGUACGCCCCCAUCUGCACCCUGGAGUUCCUCUACGACCCCAUCAAGCCGUGCCGCUCCGUCUGCCAGCGCGCCCGCGACGGCUGCGAGCCCAUCAUGCGCCGCUACAACCACAGCUGGCCCGAGAGCCUGGCUUGCGACGACCUCCCCGUCUACGACCGCGGUGUCUGCAUCUCCCCAGAGGCCAUCGUCACCGACGUGCCGGAAGAUGUGAAGUGGACGGACUUCACACAGGGCUUUAUGGUGCCGGACAGACCCCUGGAGCCUGACUGCAGGAGCCGUGGCCAGGGUGAGCCUAGGACGAUCCCCCACCUCCACCUCCCUGGAGACAGGGUCCCUCUGACACCUCUCAACCUUUCUCCCUUCUCUUCCUUUGAAGAGCGGUGCAGGUGCAAAAAGACAAAGCCUACACUGUCAACCUACUUGGCCAAGAACUACAGCUACAUCAUUCACGCUAAAGUAAAAAGUGUAGAAAGAGGGAACUGCAAUGAGAUAACCACUGUGGUUGAAGUCAAAGACAUACUCAAGUCUUCAACACCAAUUCCUCUGUCCCAAGUGCCUCUUCUUACAAAUUCCUCCUGCCAGUGCCCGCCUCUUCAACCAAAGCAGGAUGUUCUCAUCAUGUGCUAUGAGUGGCGCUCAAGGUUGAUGCUUCUUGAUGGGUGUCUAGUUGAAAAAUGGAAGGACCAACUUAACAGAAGAUUUAAGAGGUGGGAACAGAGACUGCAAGAGCAAAAACGGCGAACUGCACGCAGUAAGAGCCAGAAUUCAGGACGCAGUGGUCAGAGUGGAGCCCUGAAACCGCAAACCAAGAACACCAAUCCACUGAUCAGUGGCCCCAAAAAGGCCGUUAAAACAAGAAAUGGCCAGAAAGAAAUCAACCCCAAAAAAGUAUGAGUGUGAAGUUCCCGAAAGGAAGGACUUUCCCUGCACGACAAGGGUCACAAUCUGGCUUGGUCAGCAUGUUUUAUUAAUCUGGAACUCAUCGACUUAAAGAAUUAUGUCAUUUUCUACAUAGACCUCUUUGCUGCACUUUACUGUUACAAGGUUUGCUUAUUCUUUCAAGUCACUGCAAGCCAUAAAGCAUAGGUUUGCACUAAUAUGAGGUAGGCAUAUUCCAGCUGACCGAGCUUUAUCUUUGGGCUCUGAUUUCCCAUCUAGACAGAACUAGCCUUUGCUGCCAGAGGUUUUGACUCCUUGUACCA